Molecule: messenger RNA, 1085 nt
Organism: Rubroshorea leprosula
Lineage: Eukaryota; Viridiplantae; Streptophyta; Magnoliopsida; Malvales; Dipterocarpaceae
Source: the annotation of a GenBank genome assembly
AUUGAUUGCUGGAAGGUGAAGUGUCGCUCUCUCUUCUUUCUCUAUUUCUGGUGCACGGAAACAACAACAAAAAACUGCAUAUGCAUCAACUUAUUUUCAACUUUUCCUCCUUCCUCCUUUCUUCUUAUUCUUUCUCUCUCUCUCUCUUCUCCCUUCUUCUUCCUCUCCAAAUCUGGGUUUUUCUCAAACAUAUUGGACUGUAAAUCUCUCACUUCUCAGGUAAAGUGAACUCGCCUUUACUCCUACCAAUCACUUCUUUGCUUCAAUUUCACUCCACUUUUCAAAAGGAAUCUAAAAUGUAGUUGCUCUUUCAGAGAAGAAAUAAUCUGUGCAAAAUUGGAGAAUGCUGACUUGCAUAGCUCGUUCUAAAGUAAGCCGAUGAUGACUCCCUCAUUCCGCCGGAGGAAUUGAGUGCUUCCACUACACUGGGACCAAAAAAUCAAGCCAUCAAAUCUCUCUCUUCUCCCUUCUUCUUCCAUUCCCUCGGUAAUUUUCGUUCCCUCGGUAGAUCUGCAAAUCGCUUCAGAUCUACGCCAAACUCUGGCCAUCCAUGGCUCUCCUACGACUACUUCCUCUGUUUCUUUCCCUUUUUGUUUCUCUCUCGGUUGCUAAGAUCCAGUUCUCAGAGAUCCACUUCGACAACUGCCCCAUAAUCCCUUUCGAUAAGUUUGGAUUCACCCACACUGGACGUUUCGAGCUCACCGUCUCCAACAUUGACCUCUCGAAUCAAAAACCUCGAUCUUUCCAAGGUCGGGUUCUUCCUCUGCACCAACGAUGCGUCGCUACAUGUGCUCCAGCAACUCGAAGACAACAAUAUCUUGUACGCUCUCCGAUUCGACCUCGUCAAGCCGGUGUUUUCCUUUAACUCACUCAACGAUAAAAAGUGUUUUCAUAAAUUUGAUAGUGAUAGUAUAGUCAUCUAACUCCUUGUCUGCUUAAGUCUUAUGUUCUUGAUGUUGUGAGAAAGGAGGCAGAGAACUGUGAUUUGUCCCAGGCGCUGGUGCUGGGUUCCUUCGAACCCAGUAGGGAGGGGAAGGAGAAAAAGGAAAGAGAAGGAGAAAAAAAAAGAAAUUUUUAUUUAUUAA